GGUAUCACUCUUUUGAGAUAAUUGGAUAAACCAACACAUGCAUUGAAUAUACUCAGCUAUGCUUAUUUCUCUUUUAGAGGGCUUAAAGAACAAUUUUAGUCUCACAGGAUUCUGUCAGAUCUUCUUUGUCAACCUCCCAGCCAAAGGUAGUCGUCUGCUACUUUCCAGGCAUUCUGUUUGAGACUAUCUACCAGUAGGACACAUCAUACCUUAUAUUAAGCCCACUCUAUUACUCAGUCAACUGCUGUUAUUAAAAUAGUUUCUAUUAAAUUUAACCAAUAUGUGACUCCUAGUUUAGGGCAUGAUCUAUUAGGCUAUCUGGAAUCACAUGUAGUUAAUUAAAUCUGUCAAAUAUUUGCAAAAUGAUAACAUAUUAAAUAUUUGUCCUCUCUUUUAUUUCUAACUAUCAAAGCAGUGAAUCUUAUUCAAGUUUCUUUUAUUAUUUGUAGGACACCCAAAUAAAAAUGAGCAGUAUUUAUUGAGAAUCUACUCUGGUAAAAUUGGUGUAAUGGAAAAUGGAGUAAUUAAAAGGAUGGAUAAAAUAGUAUGGCCAUAUUCAAGGAACUUAAAAUACAUUCAGUAAUGUAUCUUAUCCCUACUCUGUUAUUUAAAAUAAUAUAUUUUUAAGCGGGACAAGAAAGUUUAGGUGAUGACUCAAGCCCAGUAGGGUCUCUGGUACCCUUAGGUUACACCGAAAUCUAAUGCAUAUAUACAGAUAUUGUGUGGUUUAAAGAGCUGCUUACUACACUGGGAUUAAUAUUAAAAAAAAAAAAAAAAACUGCCUACAAAUUUCUAAGCUACUUUCUGUUCGUAAAGAAUCAGCCAUCUUCUUUCCCCAAGGCCAACUUUUCAGCUUUCAUAGAAGAUGCUAUUACCAUUGUGAGUUUUGAAUUAAAUAGUGUAUUUCUUCUGAAGAGUUUAACCACUCUAGAUAGUAAUUCUAGCCACCUUUGUAAUAAAAGUACCACAUAUGUAGGCAGAAUCAUGUAACAGUUAUGAUUACUUGGGAGAACACCAGAAGAAGAACAUCAUAAUGCUUAUAUUUCAAGUAGCAAAAUUGAGGAAUUUUGAUGUUUAUUAUAAGAAGAUACAUUCAUGUAGGAGAUUAUAUUCAUUGUGGUUUCGUUAACUUCACAUUUUAAAGUUUUGUGCGAAUUGUCUUUCGUAUAAAUAUGUCCUUCGCCAAGGCUUGAAUUAGUACGUGUAAAACAAUAUUCAGAUUGAAAUUCAGUGUACUCUCUCCAGAAAAAUCAGUACCUCAAUUUAGUCACUAAAUUAAUUCAUGCAGUGCUGAGCAGUAUACUAAUGAUACAAAAACGAGAGAGAGAAAGUUCACUGUUUCGUAAGAGACUCAGGGAGGUAAAAUAACCACACGAAAAACGUUUCAGUUAGCGCUGUAAGAUACAUGAAAGCUGUACCAGUGUCUCCACUCUUGCCUGCAGUGGUCAGGGAACACAUCUCAGAGAAAGAAACAGAAGGUGUAGGAUGACCGUGGAUUUGCCAGGGAGGAUGGACACCAAGUCAUGUGUGCGCAGCAAGCAUGACUCGAGAACAAUACAUACUAGCAACACAACAAAACAACCUGCCAAGGGCUGAGAAUGCACAACUUUACCCAGUGGGGAUUUAUGGAUGGCGAAAGAGGUGCUUAUACUUCUUUGUCCUUCUGCUGUUGGUUACCAUGAUAGUUAACUUAGCCAUGACAAUAUGGAUAUUGAAAGUGAUGAAUUUCACCGUGGAUAGUCCACUGGUCUUACAGUCUGACAGGAAUGUAACAGUGAAUGCGAGAAAUCACAUGGGGCAGUUAACUGGACAGCUGACAGUAGGAGCUGACGCUGUGGAAGCUCAGUGUAAGAGAUUUGAAGUGAGAGCGAGUGAAGACGGCAGGGUGCUGUUCUCUGCAGAUGAAGACGAGAUUACCAUUGGGGCUGAAAAGCUGAAAGUUACAGGUACCGAAGGAGCAGUAUUCGGGCACUCUGUUGAGACACCUCACAUCAGAGCAGAACCUUCCCAAGACCUCAGGCUUGAAUCACCCACCAGGUCCUUGAUCAUGGAGGCUCCUCGAGGGGUCCAGGUCAGCGCUGCUGCUGGAGACUUCAAGGCCACCUGCAGGAAGGAUCUCCAUCUGCAAUCUACAGAGGGGGAGAUCUUUUUGAACGCAGAGAAAAUCCGGCUGGGGAAUCUACCGACCGGCUCUUUCUCAUCGUCUUCACCCAGCUCCUCAAAUUCUCGGCAGGCAGUGUACGAACUGUGUGUCUGCCCCAAUGGCAAACUUUACCUUUCUCCAGCGGGACUAGGUUCCACUUGUCAGUCCAGUAGCAGCAUCUGCUUGUGGAGCUGAAGUGACUGAUUUCUCCUCACACCAGAAUAGCCUUUUGUUCCCGUCCGUCUGCUUCACAGUUCUGCUCGGUUUCCCUUGUGAUCAGUCCAGAGCUACUUCGAAUGGUCCACAGAGCAACUUGUUCCCAUGCAAGCAGGGAUUCGCUGCCACCUUCUCUUGUGAUUUACUGUACUGCUCAACGCAGAGAGUGUGGGUGACAGAACAGUGGAAAAAAAUCACCUUCCGCGGGAAAACUGGAUCAUAACUUUUGCUCAAAAGGGAGAAAAACAUAGGUGCCUUUGCUACGUGAAGUGAAGCACACAGUUUUAGAUUUUUGCAGGACCUGGAUAUGAACUGCACACAUACGCAUUACAUAGAUGAAAUUCUCAGUAUCCAAUGGCAAGAUGAGAUGGUUGACCCUGUCAGAAAACUAAUUCGACAGUCUGAAAGCACAAUUUUCCAAUCAUCUUUUUGGAUGUAAACUUUUAUCCCCGAAUUUUAAAAUUUUGAAGCAUUAUAUAAUGCUUGCUUUACUAAAAAUUAAAUUCGAUACAUGAUUUUUAACAAAACGAAACAAAACAAGACAGAACCCCACCUUGAGUUUUAUUUGUUUCUUUGAAUUCAGUGUGUUGUUACUCUUUGUCUACUAAGUCUAGAAUUUUGUACAUUAGGUAAUUUUGAAAGCACUCAGCAAUAUAAUCUUUACAGAAUUAACAAAAUGCCAUUAUACUGUCAUUUGUCAGAUCUGAAUGGCCUUAUAUAGUAUUUACUUGGCUUUUGCAUGUGACGUAUUUGCUUUUAACAAAACAUCUAAUUUAUUCCGAUAUAAGAUAGGAUUAAGAGAGAUCUACUGAUGGUAUGGAAUCCAUAGAUUUUUAUUUUUUUUAAUUCAUCUGCUAUCUUUUACACUAGGUUCUCAUAGUACAACUCUUUGUUUUCUCCACUCACUUUAAAUUUGACUCUGACUGCUAAAAUUCAACCAUAUCCUCUAAAUAAAUUAAUACUAAUGUGAUGCAUUAUGCCGAGAAUGGGUUCACUUUCCAUUGGAAUAUAACCUUCAGAAUUAUAUCUAUGUAUUCUUUUUUAUUGGAGAUUAAGAUUUAAGGAUGGUCGAAAGUAAAUUAUAACUCCCUGCUUAAACAGUAAAAACUAUAAAUGUUAACAAACAUGUUGAAAAUGUGUUUACUCCAUUACAUUCCUAUUUUAAGGAAUUCGGUUGUGUUUCCUUUCAGCUCUUAACAUUUGGUUACCUUUAUUAGACUGUUAAACUACCCUGGCGUCAGAAAUCCUAGCUCCUUCCAUUCUCCACUGCUUAUUUUUGUAAACUAGCACGAAUAAAUAACUCCAGAAUAAUGCA
Neofelis nebulosa (Clouded leopard) is the source of this 3674-nucleotide messenger RNA. It is a transcript of the gene SGCZ, whose product is annotated as sarcoglycan zeta. The transcript is spliced from 7 exons. The record is from RefSeq and is a predicted model, not a curated record. Gene Ontology annotation, biological process: heart contraction; cardiac muscle tissue development. Bases 1541 to 2338 code for a protein of 265 amino acids. Lineage: Eukaryota; Metazoa; Chordata; Mammalia; Carnivora; Felidae. Gene Ontology annotation, cellular component: sarcoglycan complex; sarcolemma.